CAAUACUUUACUUGGCCAAGUUGCUUGCCGAGCAGGGAUCUAGUAGUAGUAUCUAUUUUAUUACCGUGUAUUGAUAUUAUAAUAAUUUAUUGGAUUUUGCUUUUCGUUUUAUUAGUUCACUUAAGUUUUAACCAGUUAAUGUAAAGUUAAUGAGUAAUGGCAUUUAUUUAGUACUAAAAAGUUUUUAGAUUGGAAUCUGCAACACAAAUCAGUUUUUAAAAAAGAAAAGGAAAAAGUAAAAUGUCUUGUAACUAUGCUGAUGGUUUAUCACCUUAUGAAUAUAAGGGAGAAAUGGGUAUGGAAGAGAUGUUUGAUUCUCCCGAUGAGUUAAAGUUAAAAAUUUCACAGUUAGCCAAAUGGAUUAAAGACUCAAAGUAUACUGUAUUUCAUACAGGUGCUGGCAUUAGUACAUCAGCUGGUAUCCCAGAUUUUAGGGGACCUAAAGGUGUAUGGACGCUCGAAAAAGAAGGAAAAAAACCAGAAGUAAAUUUAGAUUUUAACGAUGCAGAACCAACUAUUACUCAUAUGGCAAUCAAUAGUUUAGUUAAUCAAGUGUUAGGUCAAACACUGUUAAAAAGUUAUAUACAUAAAGAUUUAUUAACAAUUAAAGGGUGUGCCAAUUAUGUCGUCAGUCAAAAUAUAGAUGGCUUACAUUUGAAGUCUGGACUACCACGUCAAUUUUUAUCUGAAGUGCACGGAAAUAUGUUUACUAUGAAAUGUAUAAAAUGUAAAAGGAGUUUCGUGAGUAAAACUGCUGUACAAACUGUAGGUCAACGAUGUCUUAAUCUUAAAUGUAUGGGAGUAACUAAAAACGGUCACCAAUGUCGAGGUGUUCUGUAUGAUACAAUAUUAGACUGGGAACAUCAAUUGCCUGAUGACGAAUUAGAGUUGGCCGAAUUACAUUCUAAAAUGGCUGACUUGUGUAUUUGUUUGGGAACUUCUUUACAAAUCCAACCAAUCAACCAAGUGCCCUUUUAUGCUAAAAAGAAUUCAGGAAAAGUCGUUAUAUGUAAUUUACAAAAAACUAAAUGUGACCGAAAAGCUGAUUUAGUUAUUCACGCUUAUGUAGAUGAUGUAAUGAGAUCUUUAAUGGAAAUUCUUCAAGCUGACAUAGCUGAGUACAAUGAACUAAAUGAUCCCACUAAAGAAGUUAAAAUAACUGACUGGACAAUUUAUAAGGAGCAUUUAGAAGCAGUUCGUGAACUAAAAAAACUUUCUAUACGUAGUAGGAAACGAAAAAGACCUUCAAACGAAGAUACACUCAAAACCGAUAGCUGAUCACUCUAUUAUAAUAAUGGCUAAUUUUUUUUACUUAAGAGGGUUCUGCUACCUCAGUUGAUUUCUAUUUGCUUACAAGUAUGUUUUUAAAAAGUUUGUCUAUAAAUUAAAGUUCUUAAACUAUUUGACCCAAUUAAGAAAUGUAUGCCACUUUAGUUUUCUAGAUAUUUUGCCUGACUUUUGGAGUGUUUAUUAUUGUUAUUAUGUAGAGUAGGUUCCAAGAAAAACUAUAUUAUGACAAUGAGUUUAUAUAUUAUACACAAUUACACAUGAUCCAUAUGUGAACGACAACAUGAAACUAUACAGAGUAUGUAUAUUAUAGCACAAGUAGGAAAAGUUGGUCAAGGCGACAAUGCAUCCUUAGUUGUUUUUGUGGAUCAAAAUCUUACUAUACUGGUUAACUUAGUUCUUGUAAGAGCUCACUUAUCCAAAUCCUUUUGGUAGAUUCUCUGACAAUUGCCACAAUUUCUGCCUCUGUAGAUGAUAGAUACACUGUUUUUUUGUUUCUGAUACCUCUUAGGAAAUUAUUGAACUAAAAACCUUGAAACAGUAGCCGGUGAUAGAUUACCUGUUGGCUGUAUCAUUUUCCCAGUCGGCAUCAGCAUAACCAAUUAGUGCUUGGUCAUUUACCCUAAAAACAAGUUCAUAAUGUAUGAUCUGUUUUAUAUAUAUUAGAAUAUGUUGCAGGUGCUUGCAGCGUUUCUCAGUUGCUUUCUCUUGAAAUUGUUUGAGGUUAAAAACAGCAUAAGCUAUGUCUGGUCGCGGUAUAUGUAAUGUGCCGCUUAUAUAAGGCUGCCUAUCAGCUCUAUAUGGUUGACUUAUCUUUUCUUCAUUUAUUUUAUUUGAACUCAAUCGUACCUCCUUAGGUGUCUUAAUCGGUUUGCAUUGGUCCAUAUUAAAUGUGUUGAGAUAUGGUUGGUCAAUUAUAAAAAAAUCAAAUACUUAAUUGUCAACAUCUCACUUGAUGUUCAUACCGAGAAAACUGUGACAAGAGCCUAUGUCUGACACUUUAAACUUUUUAUGGAAUUUUAACUUAGUCUCUUCAAUAUCUGCUAUAUUUGGAUCAAUAAUAAGUAUGUUAUCAACAUUAAUAAUAAUAAAUAAGUUUAUAUUUGACUUAUAUACACAACUGUCAGACUUGAGCUGUUGAAAACCAAUUGAAGUGAGAAAUGUAUUAAACUCAUUGUUUCAUACUUGUGCAGAUUUUUUUACACCGUACAUAGGUUUCUUUAAUUUACAUAUCAAAUUAUUGUUGACCAUGUAUCCAUCUGACUGCAAUAUAUAUAUAUAUAUCUUCCUGUAGGUUACCGUUAAGAAAGGCGGUACACACGUUCAUAUGUUGGAUUUUCCAUUUUUCUUUGUUCUCAAGAGUUAGCAGUACGCGGAUGGUUGUUAUAUUGGUCACAGAUAAAAAUGUCUGUUAUUAGUCAAAACCACGUUACUGUGUAAAUAAUUUGGCAACCAGUCUGUCUUUAAACCUUAGAAUGUGCCCUGCUCUAUUGGUUUUAGUUCCGAAUGUCCACCUGCAUCCUAUCAGUUUUAAAAACUAACUUAUUUUGAGCAAGUACUUCAGAAAACUUGAUUUAAAAACCAAUAUUACAUUUUUUACUUGGUGAGGUUUUUUAUAUAGUGAUUUUGUAUUAAAGUAUUAAAAAACAAAAUUAAGUUAUUUGAGGUAUUAAACUUCUAAUAUCAUUUACCCACAUCCAAUUUACAUUUAAUACUACCUUUUCUUAAUGUUUGCAAAAUUCUGAAACGUAUCCACAAAUAAAAUAGAAUAGUUUGAAAAUAUUUAAUUCUACAUCUAUAAUUACAGACGUGUUUAAAGUGCAUGUGAUGUAAUACCCAAUAAAUAAAUAAUAUUGAUACCUUUUUAGAGGCUUGUAACCAGCGGUCGGCUGCCUUUCGUUAACGUUCCCAAACCACACUGCCAUGCAAGUCAGGAGUGCAUUCCAGCCAAUGUCCAACCAAAAUGUACUAAGUCGGUUUGGCCGCCAUUCAUUCAAAUUUUAGACGUUUUAUUUCGCCAAAUCACUCUGAUAUGAUUGACUACAACGUACACGAGUUUUCUUAACACAAAUUGUAAAUAUAAUUUAUAAUAUGUAUACAUGUAAGCACCUAUUAUAAUUUUGUUUGGAUUCCCUGUGUUCAAUUCAAUUCAAAUUUGUUUUCGAUCAUAUGAAACUAAAGACUUUGAAAUCCAGAUGCUGAGAUCACGGAAUUCUACAAAAUCACAGGGAUUCAUUGUCUCGAUAUACUUAAAUAAUCUAAUAGUAGCUAAAAACAAAAAUUACCAAAUUAGGUUUGUUAGAAAUAUGUUUUUUUGGAUGUUUAAGUUAUAGUUAAAUUAACCACCGAAGGUAAAAAAUCCCUUAUGACCACCACCGAUUAUUAAUAGGAGUCCAGUUUAAAUAAUAUAACAUGUUAAUUAUCUUGGAAAAAAAAUUAUCUGAAAAAUGGAAUAAUCCAAAUUUCUGAAAUCUUGAUUUUCCUUAUACUAAUAGCGAAAUAGCUUAAAAAUUGACUGGCCGACUGAAUAACUAAAUCAAUGUAAAGUUUAAAAAAAACUGUGGUGCUACGAAAGGUGUAUACUAUAGAAAUAAGAAAAUUUCUUAAUGCAUCUCUGACGUAACACGGUGACUAUGGAAGUGCUGAAGGUUUAAAUAAAUGCUUUUGAACAAAUUAGGAAGUCUUAAUUCCAACAAUUGUACUUGGUCGGCAUUAGUGAUUUUUGUGCAACACAGGUUGGCAUUAUGUCAAUCAAACCAAAAAUUAAAAAAUGUUUUACAAGUAUCUGAUUAACAAAAUAAUAAAAUUUAAUACAACUUAAAACUUUCGUUAAAGAACUUAGUUUCUACUUCAGAAUAACAAGAAUAUUAUUAUUAUUGUUAUAGUUCUACCAAUAGUCAAUACGCUUAAAUAAAUAAACAUUUCUAGCUCGUUUAUUUAAAAUAUUUGAGAUAAUUAGUAAUUAAAAUCUAUACAUAUUUGUAUUUCGACAUUUUAUGUUUACUUAAUAAUUAAUACUAUUGUACAGAUUAAUGUCAUUGCAAAACCCUACUAUUCUACUAUUCCU
Molecule: messenger RNA, 4354 nt
Organism: Adelges cooleyi (spruce gall adelgid)
Lineage: Eukaryota; Metazoa; Arthropoda; Insecta; Hemiptera; Adelgidae
Gene: Sirt6
Product: NAD-dependent protein deacetylase Sirt6
Exons: 8
Coding region: 241-1278 (345 amino acids)
Molecular function (GO): NAD+ binding
Source: RefSeq, a predicted model, not a curated record